UUGUCCAGUGAUUCAUUUUUGGUCCUGCCCGUGGAUGCUUUGGGUAGCGACUAUUAUCUCUUAACCUGGAAGAGUAAAGCUACUUUCAAAAUCAUAGGAGUUGUUGACAAUACGAGUAUCACCAUCAUGCUGCCAACAGACGUCAGUCUCGUAGUCGAUGGUGUUGCAUUUAAUGAUUCAUUCACGGUUCAACUCAAUCGUUUUCAAACCUUCACUUUCCUAAACGAAUCGUCCGAGAUUGAUCUUACAGGGCUUCACAUAAUUACCAACCAACCAGUGUCCAUUGUCAGUGGCAGCAAACGGGUAUCUAUUGACGGAACGAGCUCUGACCAUCUUGUAGAGCAAAUGCUACCAGUUGAAUCCUGGGGGAAGACAUUCAUAACUAUACCCCCAUAUAACGAUCGUGGAGAUCCAGCGAUGGUUAUAGUUCCUUCCAUUGAACACUAUUUCGUUAAUUAUUCAUUCGCAACACCCAAAACUUAUGAUGGCAGUUCGACUCGUAUAUGA
Patella vulgata (common limpet) is the source of this 507-nucleotide messenger RNA. RefSeq names its product IgGFc-binding protein-like. The transcript is spliced from 3 exons. The record is from RefSeq and is a predicted model, not a curated record. The annotation marks the transcript as partial. NCBI's taxonomy places the organism in Eukaryota, Metazoa, Mollusca, Gastropoda, Patellidae.